UAUUUAAAUCGCCUUUGAAAAAUCCCAACGAAUUCAACGGGAACGGUGGCAAAACACACAAUCACGCGUUUAAAGACUGUGUAAACAUGGACUCCUUAACGUGAUAUAAUUGAAAUUACUCGUUAAUUACGCGCCAGUUGUCACGGAUAAAUUCUCCAAACAUACCGGUGACACUUGAAAUAUCCAUUUACCCAAUCAAUUCAAAACAAAAAAUCCUCCCACAACAUAACCUGCGAAAAACCUGUCCAUUGCAAUUGAAAAAUGAAAAUAAUUGGAGGAAAGUGAGUUAAAUAUAGACGUGUGAUGUUCCGUUUAACCUGCUAGGAGUUUUCCAACGCUUGGAUAAUUUUCACGUCGUUUUCUUCAUCAAUGACAGGAAGGUUUUAAGGAAAAUGGGGCAGACACUGAGUGAACCAGUGACCACAAAGACCUCUGCCUGCUGCAGGGAUUCUAAUUUCCUCGUUGGUAGUUCCUGCAUGCAGGGAUGGAGAAUCAAGAUGGAAGACUGUCAUGUUCAUAUUCUCUCGCUUCCGGAUGACCCUGAGGCAUCGUUUUUUGCGGUUUACGAUGGCCAUGGAGGGGCUACAAUGUCUCUACAUGCUGGAAAACAUCUUCACGAGUAUAUCACGAGGACACCAGAGUACCAGGAGGGGAAAAUUGUCGAGGCAAUGGAGCAGGGCUUUCUGCAGCUGGAUAAAGCCAUGCAGGCAGACGCAACACUGAGGGCUGACAGAGCUGGAACUACUGUCAUUGCAGUAUUGAUCAAAGACAACAUUUUGUAUUGUGCGAACGCAGGGGACAGCCGAGCAGUAGCGAGUGUUCAUGGUGAGGCAGUGUCCUUGAGUCGUGACCACAAGCCCUUCCUCGAGGAUGAGAGGAAGAGAAUCGAAGCAGCUGGGGGCUGGGUGGAGUUCAAUCGAGUCAAUGGGCAUCUGGCGCUCUCCCGAGCUCUCGGAGAUUUCAAAUUUAAGUGGAAUGGUAAAAAAUCUGCUAAGGAACAGAUCGUAACAGCUUUCCCUGAAGUUCAAAAAUUUGAGAUAACCAAUGAUUGGGAGUUCGUUAUCCUCGCGUGUGAUGGAAUCUGGGACGUGAUGACCAGUGAGGAGGUCAUCGAAUUCCUGAGGGAAUCCAUAGCAAUUGCCAGGCAGAAUGAUCCAGACCUUCUGGCAGACGCUGAGGCCGUCUAUCCAGAGGAAAUAUGCGAGGAGUUGAUAAACCGAUGCCUCGCACCAGAUGCACUGAUGGGCACUGGCUGCGACAAUAUGACAGUCGUACUGGUAUGUUUUCUCCACGGGAAACCGUCUUUACACCUAGAGCUGCAGUGCCAACGUAUCCCUAGGACUGGGACUCGUCCAAAAGAGGAAUUAAGAAACGGAAAUCACUCUAUCCCUUCGUCAGACGCAGAAAAUCAUAAUGUGGAUAAAUCAGAAGAGAAUCAAGAAACCAUUGAGGAAGACAGCGAGGACAGCGAUAAAAUAGAGCAGAAUUCGUCAGGUGAGGGACUAGUGGAGAAAUUCCUGGAAAAUCACUGGCCGGAUCCAUCUAAAAAAUAAUUCCCCAACGUCCGAUGAAGAAUGAAUCACAUACAAAAUUUUCUACACCGCUGCGUGAGCUCUUCCCCACCUCAGAUUAAUUUUAAAAACUUGUAUAUAAUAAUAAUGUGUAUUCAAUUAACAAUUGAUAGAAUACAAGAUUUUCAACGAUA
This is a messenger RNA of Fopius arisanus, 1705 nucleotides long. RefSeq names its product probable protein phosphatase 2C T23F11.1. Bases 393 to 1553 code for a protein of 386 amino acids. Gene Ontology annotation, biological process: protein dephosphorylation. Lineage: Eukaryota; Metazoa; Arthropoda; Insecta; Hymenoptera; Braconidae. The record is from RefSeq and is a predicted model, not a curated record. The transcript is spliced from 5 exons. Gene Ontology annotation, molecular function: cation binding; protein serine/threonine phosphatase activity.